AGUAAAGUUGCGAUGCUUGUUUCCUAUUCCUGUUUCACGUAUGCCGUGCCGUUUCGAAGUGUCGAAGUGUCAUACCGUUACAAUAUCAUUACAAUCAUAUUAAUAUCUAUUCUGUGGUCACAUUACUAAAUAUUUGUUUUAAUAUUUAUAAAAUAUAUAUUUUAUCACGCGUGGUCAUACCACUGUCCACUGGUACUACAACUACAGUCGAGCCAGUCGAGGAACUCGUAUGGUGUCAACAAUGUAUGUUACAUGGUAAUUUUACUCUAUGACCUGUUUGGUUAAUGAUACAUAAUAUAAGCGUUGAACUAUUCAACCCCGCCACCCAUCUGUUGAAUCUUGAAUUGAGUGUAUUUGCAUGUUGCCUCUUACAACCAUUAUUGUCUAUUUGUCUAUGUUAUUUCUUCAUGGCUCGUCAAGCUUGUGUGCCGUGUAACUCUUGUGGAAUUAUUACGGAAAAAAUAUCCACAAUCCAUUCCGCCAACCCGUUUUCCUUUGGUAACCAAACCUAAUCAGGUGAGUUCGAACAGGAUCGUCAGCUUUGGAUUUGACUUGGGAACUCUAGUGGGAUAAAAAUCUAAAUCCAAGACCAACCUAAAAUUCAAUUAAUAAUGUACAGCAGACACAUAGACCAGAAUAACCAAAGUCAAAAUUACCAGCAUAAAAUCAUCAAAAAAAAUCCAGCAGUAGACGAAGAAAAUAUUCAAUCUGAUUUAAAGUCAUCCAAAGAGCAAAAUGAACAGUUACAGUCAAGUAGUACUAAUACUAAGGAACAAUGGAGAAAAAAACAAAAAUCACCUAAUACACCAGAACAGUGGGGGGAAAAACAUAAUUCAGAAAAUAGUCCAGAAAGAUGGGAACGAAAACAAUUUGAGCUAAAUGAAUAUUUUAACAAUGGUAAAAUUGAAAAAAAAAAUACAAAUACGUAUGGUUUUGGAUUUAUACGCCUUGCAGAACUAUGUUGCAAGGACCCUUCUGAGAUUGUAUUUGUGAUGUCUAAUGAAGUUAAUGGAUUCAUGGACUUAUUUAAACAAAAUAAAGAACCAGAUUGGAUUUUUUUGCUUAUGAAAGUUUCCGCCAAGGUUUGUUCUACUGAAUUAAUACAAAGUAAACUUUUUUUACUAACAGAACUUAUGGGCAAUCAAUUUUUUGAUCAUCUAAAAACAUAUAUAUUGAGUACACCAACUGAAAAAAAUAUUAAACGAUGCAACAAUAUGAGUACAUUUUAUGAAUAUUGUUUAGUUGUUUUUCAAUCUAUCACUACAUUAUUUCCAAAAGAAGCAGAAGAAAAAUUAAAGGAAUUAAUAAUAAUUAGUAAUAUUGCCAUAAAUGUUAUUAAAAGUUAUUGUAAUCAUAUUGAAAUUAAUGAAGCUACAAUGAUUGAAAUUAACAAUAUGCUAAAAAACCUCAUUAAAUCUAAGUUACCUGAGGAAUUAAAAUUGAAAGAAACAUUAGUAAGUGAAAAUAUUGCACAAUCCGUGCCACCAGAAAAUUUUAGAGAACUAACUGUAUAUCCAACUGCAAUUGAUCUUGAAUUCGGAGAACCAUUUUUACGACCUAAUAUAUCCAAAGGAACUUACCAGAAUGUUGAACACUAUUUAGAUGUUCAAUUUCGUCUUUUACGUGAAGAUUUUAUUGCUCCAUUACGAGAAGGUAUACAAUUUUAUAAAAACACAAUAAAUGAUCAAUGUCGAAAAAAAAUAAACAAUAUACGUGUUUAUAGUGAUGUUGAAUUUGAAAAAGUAUGUGAAUUUGGUCGUGAUGAUUAUAGUUAUCUGAUAAACUUUGAUAAAAAAAAUAAAUUAAAAAUCAACUGGGAAAUGACUAAACAAUUUAUGCAUGGUUCUUUAUUACUAUUUUCUGGAAAUGAUUUUAGGAAUUUUUUUUUGGGCAUUGUUUUGGAGCGAAAGAUUGAACUUUUGACACAAGGAAAGUUAAUUGUGCAAUUAUUAGAAGGUGUAAAACCUUUAUUUAAUACAUCUGUUACUAUGGUAGAGAGUGAAGUAUUUUUUGAACCAUAUAAAUGUUCAAUGGAAGUUCUUAAAAAUAUUAAUACUCAUAAAUUCCCUAUGGAAAUGUAUAUUAUAUCAUCUUAUAAUAAAAUCGACCAUCCAUAUUAUAUUGAUGAGUUACCUGAACACACCUACUAUGUAAUUGAUGAUUUGAUUAAAUUCCAAGUAUUGAGUCAAAAUCAUUGGCCUACUAAAGAACAACUAGGACUUGAUGAAAUGCAAUUUGGAGCAUUUAAAGCAGCGUUGACUCAAGAAUUUACAGUUAUUCAAGGUCCACCUGGUACUGGAAAAACAUUCAUUGGAUUGAAAAUUAUAAAAACAAUUUUAAGUAAUUUAUAUGAGAGGCCAUUUCUCACAAAACCUAUUAUAGUAGUGUGUUACACGAAUCAUGCUUUAGAUCAGUUUAUAGAAGGUAUAUUGAGUUUCACAGACAAAGUAGUUAGAAUUGGAGGUCAAACUAAGUCAAAAAUAAUAGAAAAAUACAGUUUAAGGAAUAUAUCUCGUGAGCACAGAAAAUCCCAAACUACUUAUACAUGUCUAAAAAAUAUUCAAAAUCAGCUGAAAAGUAGUAUGACUAACAUAUUAUAUUUUAAGAAAUGGAGUGAAGUUUUAUCAUAUAAUGCUGGAAUAUUAGAGUUAUCAUUAUUGAAAAAAUGUAUGCCUAAGCAACAUCAUUGUUUUUUUAAAACUACUUUAGAUCUUCUCUGUUGGUUAUUUCAAGAUUUUGAUUAUUUUAGUGUAAACCCAAUUGGUUUUAUAACUGGUAUUAGCAACGAGUUAAUUUAUAAGGUUUUUCAUUCAGAUAAAUUGUUAGAAAUUAAAGAAGAAAAUGAACAUAAUGACAAAUCAUUCAUUUAUAAAUCUGAUGACUUAGAUCUAGAAUAUAAUCAUAAAGAUAUUGUCAUUAAUAGUAUAACAUUAGACGACAUAAAAAAAGCUUGCACAGAACUACUUGAGGAGAGUAUAAGAUUAGAGAAUCUAUCAAAUAAAAGUGUACAUUUUUUUAAUGAAUCCGAAGAAGCCAAAUUCAACUUUGGUGUAAUGGAAAAUAUACAUAAUUAUUUUGUUAAAAUGAUGAAUUUGAUUGAUGAUGAUAUAGUACUACCAAGAACAAUAAGAAAUUUAAAUGUACUAAAUAUGCGACAAAGAUGGUCUUUAUAUUUCAGUUGGGUAAAGAAAACAAGAGAUAUGUUGGAUUCAAAAAUAAUUUAUUAUGAACAAAAGUAUACACAAGUCUAUAAGCAUCAUGCUGAAUUAAGACAGUUGGCAAACGUAGAGCUUUUAAACAAGAUGCAUGUAGUAGCAUUAACAACUACUGGUGCAGCUAAACACAGAAUAAUGCUGGAAGGAAUAGAAUCACCAAUUGUUGUUGUUGAGGAAGCUGCCGAGGUUUUGGAGGCCCAUAUUGUCUCAUCUUUAACAUAUCACUGUCAACAUCUAAUAUUAAUUGGUGACCAUAAGCAACUACGUCCUAGUAAUGCAGUUUACAAAUUGGCAAAAGAUUUUAAUUUUAAUAUUUCGUUGUUUGAACGUAUGGUCGAUAAUGGUGUACCUUGUUAUACGUUAGGAGAACAACAUAGAAUGCGUCCUGAAAUAUCAUCUCUAAUAACUCCAUCCAUAUACAAUAAAUUGGAAAAUAAUAUUUCUGUUUACAAUAGAGAACACAUUCGUGGUAUUACCAAAGAUGUAUUCUUCCUAAAUCAUAAUUUGUAUGAAAACGAAGUUGAGGAAAAUACAAGCAAAAGUAACGAUCAUGAAGCCAGAUUUUUAAUUAUGCUUGCCAGGCAUUUAAUUUUACAAGGAUAUAAAACUGAUCAAGUUACAAUUUUAACAACUUAUACUGCACAAUUACUUACAUUUCGCUCAUUGCAAAAAAAACAUUCAAUAUUAGAAGGGAUGAAGAUCACGGUAGUAGAUAAUUACCAAGGAGAAGAAAGUGAUAUAAUAUUGUUGUCAUUAGUUAGAAGCAAUGAAAAGGGAAAUGUAGGAUUUUUGAAAACUGAGAACAGAAUAUGUGUUGCAUUGUCAAGAGCCAAGUAUGGACUGUACAUAAUGGGUAACAUGGACAAUUUGUACAAUUCUGGUAGUUUGUGGAAACAAAUAAAAGAAACAUUAGUAAAUCACGGUUCAUAUGGUGAUGAAUUGACUUUAGAAUGUAUCAUUCAUUCUGGUAUUACAACAAAUGUCGUAAAGAGUGAAGAUUUCAAUACAAUCAUGGAAGGUGGUUGUUCCAUGUUGUGUAAAUCACUGCUACUGUGUGGUCAUUAUUGUUCAAGUGUAUGUCAUUCUUAUGACCGUGAUCAUUUAGAAUUUAAAUGCAGGGAACCAUGUAACAAGUCCUGUGAUUAUAACCAUCCAUGUGAAAAAACAUGUUUUAUGGAUUGUGGAAAGUGCGCUUUCCCAUCAAUCAAAGAGUUACCAUGUGGUCACCUAUUGUCAUUACCAUGUUUUGUUGAUGUUCUUAAUUUUCCAUGUGAAGAAAUGGUAAAAUCCGUAUUAGAAGAAUGUGGUCAUACAAUUUUAAAAAAAUGUAAUGAUGAACAACCAACCUGUUCAUAUAAAUGUUUUUAUCGCUUAAUUUGUUCUCAUGUUUGUGAAAAAAAUUGUCACAUGAAUGAUGAUCCAGAACAUGUUGUGUAUAAAUGCUUAAAACCAUGUGAAAAUAUUAACAGAAAGUGUUCCUUAAAUCACAAAUGUCAAAAGAUGUGUUAUGAAGAGUGUUCAUUAUAUUGUGAUGUUAAAGUUCAGAAAGUUCUGCCUUGUGGACAUAUUAAGAAUGAUGUUCUUUGUGGAUUAAAUAUUGAUGAGAUUAAAUGUAUUCUUCCAUGUGAUAGGUUAUUAAAAUGUGACCAUAAGUGUCAAUGUAAAUGCUAUAAAAAAUGCGAACCAUGUGAAAAUCAAGUAGUUAAAGUUAUACCAGACUGUGGCCAUUCAAUUACAAUGAAAUGUAAAACUUUACCAGAACGUAAGCUUUGUACUAAGGAAUGUAACCGAAUUUUAGAUUGUGGGCAUAAGUGUAAGAAUUUGUGUGCAGAAGAAUGUACAACUAAAGAUUGUGAAGAAAUAGUAUUGCAAAAAAAUAGUAAACUUGCUUGUGGUCAUAAUAGCGUUUGGGUUUUAUGUUGCGACAAGGAUAAAGAAUUCAGACUGGACAGCCAAUAUCUUCUUGACAAGUGCCGUGAACCAUGUCUUCAAAAGUUGAAUUGUAAUGAUAUUUGUUUGGGAACAUGUGGUGAAUGUAAACAAGGACGUUUACAUAUACCCUGCAGUGACAUUUGCAACAAGAUAUACUCAUGCAAUCAUAUAUGUAAAUUCCCCUGUAAGGAACAAUGUCCACCUUGUAAUCAAAAAUGCAUCUAUUCUUGUGUACAUUCUAGAUGUACUCGUCUUUGUGGUAAUCCAUGUGUACCAUGCAAGGAAAAAUGUGAGUGGAAGUGUCCACAUUUGGAAUGCACCAGGAAAUGUUAUGAAAUAUGUGAUCGUAAACCUUGUUAUGAGCAUUGCCCAAUAAAGUUGAAAUGUGGGCAUGAGUGUAUAGGUUUUUGUGGUGAACCGUGUCCCCCACUAUGUCGCAUUUGUCAAGAAUAUGAAGUUACUACAAUAAUUUUUGGCAAUGAAGAUGAUCCAAAUGCAAGGUUUAUUUAUUUAGUAGAUUGUGAACACACUAUAGAAUCUGAUGCUUUAACAAAAUGGAUGUUCCAAAAUGAUAAAGAAAUAUGUUUGAAACAAUGUCCACUAUGUAAAACACCAGUUUUAAAAACCCAACGUUUCAUGAACCAAGUGAAGUUUAUUUUUGAAGAUAUAUCAAAAAUAAAAAUAAAACAAUAUGGAGAACUAUCUGUUAUUCGCAGCAAAACUAAUACAAUAAUGGAUUCAUUAAAAUCCUUGGAUAAUAAUUUUGUUUCAAACUAUAUUUGUGAUACAAAUUAUAGAUUUGAUAAAAUCAAACAUUUAUGGAAUAUGUUUUGCAAGCCUUUAUUAGGUUCUUUGGGUAGUAAACGUUCAAAGUUUACUUUACCUGCCAAUGAUAUUGAAUCUUUAAAUUUUGUCAUUCAUCUGUUUAAAACCAUCUUAAAAUUUAAUAAUAGAAUUGAAGAAAUCAAAGAUUUCCAAAGAAAACAAAUUAUUAUUAAUCACUUUGACUGGAUUCUCUCUGUUGCUUUCACUUAUGCCCAACAGUUGACAAAGCAACAACAAUUUGAUAUUAACAUGGAAAUAGCACGUGGUGUAAGGAUUAUAAGUCUAUUUGAAAUUAUGUCCAAUACAAAAUUUCAAAUUGCUGUUACAAAUCAAACUUCUGACACAAAUCUUAAAAAAAUUGUAGAAAACAUGGAUAAUUUGUUAAUGUCAUGCAGCAUGUAUACAUUAAACAUGGAUCAACAAAUACAAAAUUUGACAGAAGAAAUCCAACAAAAAUUGUAUGGUCUUCCAUUAGUAACAGAUGAUGAUAGACAAAUUAUUCUCGCUGCGAUGUCCGCAAGUUUCAUAGGCCUUGAUAGAGGUCAGGGUCAUUGGUUCAAAUGUUCAAAUGACCACAUUUGUCGUGGAAUCCUGUCUAUUAAUUGUCCUCAAUGUAAUCACCGAAUUAGUAGUCGUGUUUUUCAGGCGUGAUAUAAGCGUUAGAAAUAUGUUUUAAAGUUGAUUAUUUUAAUAAGGAAGGAAACCUAUUAUUAUUAAUACGAGUAUUAUUUUAAUGUAUUAUGUAUUUUUUUACAUUUUUAUUUUAUGUUGUGUUUAAAACAUAAUUUUUAUAGUAUAGUAUGUAUUGACUUAUUAACUUUUAAUAUAAUAUAUUGGCACAUCCAAACA
Metopolophium dirhodum (rose-grain aphid) is the source of this 6821-nucleotide messenger RNA. RefSeq names its product NFX1-type zinc finger-containing protein 1-like. Gene Ontology annotation, cellular component: nucleus; nuclear RNA-directed RNA polymerase complex. The coding region runs from base 612 to 6623 and encodes 2003 amino acids. The record is from RefSeq and is a predicted model, not a curated record. Gene Ontology annotation, molecular function: zinc ion binding; helicase activity. Gene Ontology annotation, biological process: regulatory ncRNA-mediated heterochromatin formation. NCBI's taxonomy places the organism in Eukaryota, Metazoa, Arthropoda, Insecta, Hemiptera, Aphididae. The transcript is spliced from 17 exons.